Molecule: messenger RNA, 1835 nt
Organism: Drosophila virilis
Lineage: Eukaryota; Metazoa; Arthropoda; Insecta; Diptera; Drosophilidae
Gene: park
Product: E3 ubiquitin-protein ligase parkin
Biological process (GO): protein polyubiquitination; regulation of cellular response to oxidative stress; regulation of mitochondrion organization
Cellular component (GO): mitochondrion; ubiquitin ligase complex; cytosol
Molecular function (GO): ubiquitin protein ligase activity; zinc ion binding; ubiquitin conjugating enzyme binding
Source: RefSeq, a predicted model, not a curated record
GCGUUAAUAUUAAAUUUAAAUAACGUUAAAAUACGAGGCACGAAUUGUGGCUCCGCAUAUGCUACUGUCCAUAUUUAAUCACAGGUGGUGUGACAAGAUACCGAAAAGUACCCGUGAUUGAUUACAGAAUUGAUAGUACAAUUUAGAUUAUGUUAUUUUAUCUCUUGCGGUUUUAAAUGAGUUUUAUUUUCAAUUUUAUUGCUGCUUUUGUACGCAAAAUGCUGGAGCUGCUACAAAUUGGAGGCAAAUUAACGCACACGCUGAGCAUUUACGUGAAAACCAAUACGGGUCGCACGCUGUCCGUCAACUUGGAGCCGCAGUGGGAUAUCAAAAAUGUUAAGGAGCUGGUGGCGCCACAGCUGGGACUUCAGCCGGAGGAGGUGAAGAUCAUAUUUGCGGGCAAGGAGCUGAGCGAUGCAACCACCAUCGAGCAAUGUGAUCUUGGCCAGCAGAGUGUGCUGCACGCCAUCCGUCUGCGUCCGCCUGUGCAGCGGGAGCGGGAACGCAAGGCUAGCAUGCUGUUGGAGGAAGAGUCCAGUCCGGAGGAGCCGUCCAAGCCGCUAAACGAAACGCUGCUCGACCUGCAGCUGGAGAGCGAGGAGCGUUUGAACAUCACCGACGAGGAACGUGCUCGCGCCAAGGCGCAUUUCUUUGUCCACUGCGGGCAGUGCAACAAGCUGUGCAAGGGCAAGCUGCGUGUGAGGUGUGCCCUCUGCAAGGGUGGCGCCUUUACCGUGCAUCGCGAUCCCGAGUGCUGGGAUGAUGUGCUCAAGUCGCGACGCAUACGUGGCCACUGCGAGAGUCUCGAAAUCGCCUGUGUGGACAACGAGGCGGGCGAUCCGCCAUUUGCCGAGUUCUACUUCAAGUGUGCGGAGCAUGUUUCGGGCGGAGAAAAGGACUUCGCGGCGCCUUUAAAUUUAAUCAAGAACAAUAUCAAAGAUGUGCCUUGCUUGGCCUGCACGGAGGUCAGCGACACGGUUCUGGUCUUUCCGUGCGCCUCGCAGCACGUCACCUGCAUCGAUUGCUUUCGCGACUAUUGCCGUUCGCGUCUCAGCGAGCGCCAGUUUAUGCCGCAUCCGGACUUUGGCUACACACUGCCCUGUCCGGCAGGCUGUGAGCAUUCUUUCAUCGAGGAGAUCCAUCACUUCAAGCUGCUCUCACGCGAGGAGUACGAGCGGUACCAGCGCUUCGCUACCGAGGAGUUUGUUCUGCAGGCGGGCGGUGUGCUCUGUCCACAGCCGGGCUGUGGCAUGGGUCUGCUCGUGGAGCCCGAUUGUCGCAAGGUGACCUGUCAGAACGGCUGCGGCUAUGUGUUCUGUCGCAACUGCCUGCAGGGCUAUCACAUUGGCGAAUGUCUGCCCGAGGGCGCCACCGGCAGCGCACCAAAUUCCUGUGAAUACACGGUGGAUCCAAAUCGCGCGGCGGAGGCGCGCUGGGAAGAGGCCAGCAAUGUGACAAUCAAAGUGAGCACCAAACCCUGCCCCAAAUGUCGCACGCCCACGGAACGAGACGGUGGCUGCAUGCACAUGGUCUGCACACGCGCCGGCUGCGGCUUCGAAUGGUGCUGGGUCUGUCAAACGGAAUGGACGCGUGACUGCAUGGGCGCCCAUUGGUUUGGCUAGAUGUUGUUUUUGUUAUGCAGAAGCCGCUUUAUUGCUUUACGUUUUGUUUUUUUUUUUUGUUCACUCUGCUGGCUGUAUUUAAAGACUGCGAAAGCUGCUGACGAGGAGAGUGCGCGUGCAGGUAAGCCUGCAGGUGACACCAAAUUGUUCCAAAUAAUGAAGAAAUUAAUAAAUGUUACAUUGUGUAAUCUAUUUAAAUUAAAUAUAACUAAU